Bradysia coprophila is the source of this 1254-nucleotide messenger RNA. Its product is annotated as small glutamine-rich tetratricopeptide repeat-containing protein beta-like. Gene Ontology annotation, molecular function: protein binding; molecular adaptor activity. Gene Ontology annotation, biological process: post-translational protein targeting to endoplasmic reticulum membrane. Lineage: Eukaryota; Metazoa; Arthropoda; Insecta; Diptera; Sciaridae. Gene Ontology annotation, cellular component: TRC complex; membrane. The record is from RefSeq and is a predicted model, not a curated record.
CACUUUUGAGAAACUGUCAUCUUUCAACUUUUGACACACGCACGGCAAGUCUUUAGAACUUUCACGAUAAAAAAAAGGAAUCUUCUAACGUUUAAUAUUGUCAUUCAGUUCAAUUCGACCGCUACUAUUGACGCAAAAUGAGCGACCUAGAAGCAAAAUAUUUUGUCCGAGCAUUUCUGAAUUUCAUCCAAAAUCAAAUUGCUGAACGAAAUUUCACAGCAGAUAUUGUGGAAAGUUUGGAGGUAGCACAACAAUGCCUUGAGACCGCAUACGAUUUGCCGAACGGUGAUCCAGAGGGACAAGCAGCACAAUCAGAAUUUGAUGAAAAUCAUCCAAUGGCUGCUGUAAAUCUGUUCGAACUGUUUCAGAAUAGUUGCGUUGAUGUGAAAAUUAGUCCGGAACGAAAAUUGGAGGCGGAAAAUGUCAAGAAUGAAGGAAAUUGUUUGAUGAAGGAGGAGAAAUAUCAAGAAGCAUUGGUUGCCUACAGCAGAGCCAUUGCAUUGGACGCAACGAAUCCCGUUUUCUAUUGCAAUAGAGCAGCUGCUUAUAGUCGGCUAGGUGAUUAUCAGAAGGCAGCUGAUGAUUGCAAAAUGUCUUUACGAUACGAUCCGACGUACUCGAAGGCUUACGGACGGUUAGGCAUAGCCUACUCAAAGUUAAACAAACAUCAGUUGGCCUUAGAUGCGUAUCAAAAGGCAAUCGCUUUAGAUCCGGAAAAUGUCGAUUAUCAAAACAAUAUGAGCGUAACGAAACAACGUUUGGAAGAAACGACUGCUGCCACUGCAACAGCACCAAAUCCUCUAGCCGGUUUCCCGAAUAUUGGAAAUAUUGACUUGUCAGCCGCUUUCAAUAAUCCUGCGUUCACAAAUUUAGCUCAACGUUUCAUGUCGGAUCCCACUAUGCACGAUAUGAUUUCGUCGCUACAAAAUACCGGCAGCAUGGAAUCGAUUUUUGAGACUGGUCAGCAAUUGGUAUCGCAACUACAAAACCAGAAUCCCGAAUUAUUCAACAGCCUACGCCAACAAAUGGGCGGCAUUGCUAGAGACGGAACUAAUCCGGGCCCAGAUGGAACGCCGCCAAGUAACCAGCCUCCACAACCACCAUCACAAUAGGAGUGUUGUUUAAUUUAACGAAUCGAAUGUAUUCACCUCUUUGGAUGCAGCAUUUUUUGUUCAAUGGUUUUUCAACCGUAGCAUUUUUUACUUUACUUUGUAACAACUACCAGAAUAGGUGAAUUAUAUACCCUGAAUAUAA